This is a messenger RNA of Neohortaea acidophila, 952 nucleotides long. RefSeq lists its product as uncharacterized. Lineage: Eukaryota; Fungi; Ascomycota; Dothideomycetes; Mycosphaerellales; Teratosphaeriaceae. The record is from RefSeq and is a predicted model, not a curated record. The transcript has a single exon. Bases 92 to 667 code for a protein of 191 amino acids.
CCCUCGGCCGAUGCAGUCGGAAAUCCGAAACGGUCGGCUUUAAGCUGCAUUCAUAAGGCUGCGACAUCCGAUACGCACCUUCAAGUGGUUGAUGUUCGUUUCUCCGCUUCUUCACGAUAACAUUCUUGAUUUCGACGACAACGACGACAUGGGCCUCAUUUCCAGAUCUCGUGCCCCCUUGGGCAGCAAUAGACCCGAGCGUGGCAGCCGGUCUGAUAUGCGAGCCUCGCACAGGGCGGCCUACGGCUCGGAUAAGAUGGGUGAUGCUGCUAGGACACCUUCCAGCAGCUCAGAUGGUUCGAAGAGCGAUUCGUGUCACGUCAACGGACCACCUCCAUACGUCGAAGGCGCCAAUGACUGUCGUCGAUCGGAGAAGGCUCAACACGCCCCCUCCGACAACGAAGCGACUUUCCCCGACAACGCUACACAACCAAACAAUGAAAAGGCCGUUGAGCGCAGCGAUUCAGCGCUUGCCACCGCUUCCAAUCAGGAUGCCCGAGGCAGAAAGCACUGGAAAGGCAAACUACACCAGCGCCGCCGCUCGUCCUUGAGCGGCUCGAGUUCCGGUUCGUCGAGCUCAGGUAGCAGCAUGUCACUCCACUCUCUGCGCAAUAAGAUCCAUCGCAAGAUUAACCAGAAGUUCCAGCGCCGUUUUGGUCGCUCGUGAUGGGUGAGGGGUUGGCAGUGGACGGGAAAGUGAGGGGUGUGUUGCGCGAGAAUGACUAUACGGCGUGGAAUGGGCGAUUUCGACGGUCUUUUGAUUUGAUCGCUUGCUGAUAGUCGAUUUGUCUGAAUGAAGGAUAUUUACGACGAGCUGUGACGUGUGCUUCAUCUGUUUCUUCAAGACACAUAGCUUGAGAACAUCAGUGCAAUGAUGAGUAGCUGAAUUAGUAAUGCGCGGGGCUCGAGAUUCCAAUCGAGUCGCGGCGUCGCUGGGCGAGCGCCUCUUCUG